This is a messenger RNA of Aspergillus pseudotamarii, 6528 nucleotides long. RefSeq names its product tetrafunctional fatty acid synthase subunit FAS1. The transcript has 2 exons. Gene Ontology annotation, biological process: long-chain fatty acid biosynthetic process. Bases 80 to 6322 code for a protein of 2080 amino acids. Gene Ontology annotation, molecular function: enoyl-[acyl-carrier-protein] reductase (NADH) activity; [acyl-carrier-protein] S-malonyltransferase activity; [acyl-carrier-protein] S-acetyltransferase activity. Gene Ontology annotation, cellular component: fatty acid synthase complex. NCBI's taxonomy places the organism in Eukaryota, Fungi, Ascomycota, Eurotiomycetes, Eurotiales, Aspergillaceae. The record is from RefSeq and is a predicted model, not a curated record.
UCCCAGAUUUCAUUCAGCAUCUCCGUCUGGCGCUUGACCUUUACUGCGAAAGACGUAUACCUAGAUACAAAAUCACGAGAUGUAUGGAACAUCUACAGGCCCUCAGACGGGCAUUAAUACCCCGCGCUCCUCCCAGUCCUUGCGACCUCUCAUACUGUCGCAUGGUUCGCUGGAGUUUUCUUUCCUCGUGCCAACCUCCAUUCAUUUUCAAGCUUCUCAAUUGAAAGACACCUUCACAGCCUCGUUACCGGAACCAACGGACGAGCUUGCCCAGGAUGACGAGCCUUCUUCCGUAGCGGAGCUUGUGGCUCGCUAUAUUGGCCAUAUUGCCACAGAGGUAGAAGAAGGCGAGGAUGACGCACAUGGGACGAAUUUGGAGGUCUUGAAGCUCGCCUUGAAUGAAUUUGAGCGUGCCUUCAUGCGCGGCAAUGAUGUCCAUGCGGUUGCAUCGGCCCUUCCAGGGAUAACCGCGAAAAAGGCUUCGGUUGUCAAGGCGUACUACGCUGGCAGGGCGGCUGCUGGACGACCCACCAAGCCAUAUGAUUCUGCGCUCUUCCGUGCUGCCUCAGAUGAGAAGGCGAACGUUUAUACCGUUUUUGGUGGACAAGGCAACAUUGAGGAAUACUUCGAUGAGCUGAGAGAGAUUUAUACAACCUAUCCAUCUUUCGUCGAUGAGUUGAUCUCCUCGUCAGCGCAGUUGCUGUUGUCUCUCUCUCGGGAGCCGGAGGCGAGCAAAUUGUAUCCUAAAGGCAUGGAUAUCAUCCAAUGGCUCCAGGAUCCGGACUCACAGCCCGACACAGAUUAUCUUGUGUCGGCUCCAGUGAGUCUCCCGUUGAUUGGUCUAGUUCAGCUAGCACACUUCGUGGUAACUUGCAAAGCCUUGGGCCGUGAGCCUAGUGAAAUCUUGGAAAGGUUUAGUGGAACUACGGGCCACUCUCAAGGGGUGGUCACCGCUGCAGCCAUUGCCUCCGCAACAACGUGGGAGAGCUUUGAGAAAGUUGCCAAGGAUGCUCUGACUAUGCUCUUCUGGAUUGGUCUUCGUAGCCAACAGGCCUACCCUCGCACAUCUAUUGCUCCAUCGGUGUUGCAGGACUCGAUCGAAAAUGGAGAAGGAACCCCGACCCCUAUGCUGUCUAUCCGGGACCUCCCAAGAUCUGCUGUUCAGGAGCACAUAGACAUGACCAACCAACAUCUUCCAGAGGAUCGCCACAUCUCUAUCUCUCUCGUUAACAGCGCACGGAAUUUCGUUGUCACUGGUCCUCCGCUUUCGCUUUACGGUCUUAAUCUGCGCCUGCGCAAAGUCAAAGCUCCUACAGGCUUGGACCAGAAUCGUGUGCCAUUCACACAACGUAAGGUUCGCUUCGUGAACCGGUUCCUUCCAAUUACUGCUCCUUUCCACAGCCAGUACUUGUAUUCCGCGUAUGACCGCAUCUUGGAAGACCUGGAAGACCUGGAAAUUCCGGCCAAGUCUCUUGCUAUCCCUGUUUAUGGCACUAAAACCGGAGAAGACCUGCGUGAAUCUGGUGAUGCAAACAUUGUUCCUGCGCUGGUGCGCAUGAUUACCCACGACGCGGUAAACUGGGAGCAGGCAACCGUUUUCCCCAAGGCUACCCACAUUGUUGACUUCGGUCCCGGCGGUAUCUCUGGUCUCGGCGUGCUUACGAACCGCAACAAGGACGGUACAGGCGUUCGUGUGGUGCUUGCCGGUGCCAUGGACGGCACCAACGCUGAGAUUGGUUAUAAGCCAGAACUGUUUGACCGUGAUGAGCAUGCUGUGAAGUACGCCAUCGACUGGGUCAAGGAGUAUGGGCCGCGUCUUGUGAAGAAUGCAGCGGGCCAGACCUUUGUUGAUACUAAGAUGAGCCGAUUGUUAGGCAUCCCUCCCAUAAUGGUUGCUGGCAUGACUCCCACCACUGUUCCUUGGGAUUUCGUGGCCGCAACGAUGAAUGCGGGUUACCACAUUGAACUCGCUGGUGGUGGUUACUACAAUGCUAAGACUAUGACCGAAGCGGUUUCCAAGAUCGAAAAAACUAUUCCUCCAGGCCGCGGUAUCACCAUUAAUUUGAUUUAUGUCAAUCCCCGCGCUAUGGCAUGGCAAAUACCCCUGAUCGGAAAACUGAGGGCCGACGGUGUUCCUGUGGAAGGUUUGACAAUCGGUGCCGGCGUUCCCUCAAUCGAAGUAGCCAAUGAGUACAUUGAAACUCUCGGCAUUAAGCACAUUGCCUUCAAGCCAGGUUCCGUGGACGCUAUUCAACAGGUUAUCAACAUUGCCAAGGCAAACCCUAAGUUCCCCGUCAUUCUUCAGUGGACUGGAGGCCGUGGUGGUGGACAUCACUCCUUCGAGGAUUUCCAUCAGCCCGUGCUGCAGAUGUAUAGCCGUAUCAGACGUUGUGAAAACAUCGUCCUUGUGGCAGGCAGUGGCUUUGGAGGGUCUGAGGAUACUUAUCCCUACCUCUCGGGAACCUGGUCAUCUCGUUUUGGCUACCCCCCGAUGCCUUUUGACGGUUGCUUGUUCGGUAGUCGCAUAAUGAUCGCCAAGGAAGCACACACAUCGAAGAACGCGAAGAAGGCUAUUGCGGAUGCCCCUGGUCUUGAUGACCAAGACUGGGAGAAGACAUACAAAGGCUCUGCAGGUGGUGUAGUGACGGUCCUCUCCGAAAUGGGCGAGCCGAUCCAUAAACUUGCAACAAGAGGCGUUUUGUUCUGGCAUGAAAUGGACCAAAAGAUUUUCAAACUCGACAAGGCAAAACGCGUUCCCGAACUCAAAAAGCAACGCAAUUAUAUAAUUAAGAAGCUCAACGAUGAUUUCCAGAAGGUUUGGUUCGGCCGCAAAGCUUCCGGCGAAACGGCUGACCUCGAAGACAUGACGUACGCCGAGGUGGUUCAUCGUAUGGUGGACCUAAUGUACGUCAAACAUGAAUCUCGGUGGAUCGAUGACUCUCUUAAGAAACUGACUGGUGAUUUCAUUCGCCGUGUCGAAGAACGUUUCACUGCGGCUGAGGGCCAGCCGUCUUUGCUACAAAGUUAUUCAGAGCUCAACAGUCCCUACCCUGCUGUGGAUAAUAUUUUGGUCGCAUAUCCUGAAGCGGCAACUCAAUUGAUCAAUGCUCAAGACGCCCAGCAUUUCCUUCUACUUUGUCAACGGCGUGGCCAAAAACCAGUUCCCUUUGUUCCUGCUUUGGAUGAAAACUUUGAGUAUUGGUUCAAGAAAGAUUCUCUCUGGCAAAGUGAAGAUUUGGAGGCAGUUGUAGAUCAAGACGUUGGAAGAACAUGCAUUCUGCAAGGGCCAAUGGCUGCUAGAUUCUCGACUAUCACCGAUCAGCCUGUCCAAGAUAUCUUGAAUGGAAUCCACCAGGGACAUAUCAAGAGCCUUCUUGAGGAUGUAUACAAUGGCGAUGAGACAAAGGUCCCCGUCAUUGAAUAUCUUGGAGGUCGGCUCGAUGAGACCAUUGAUGAGCCGGAGAUUGACGGCCUUACCAUCUCGGAAGACGCCAACAAGAUUAGCUACCGACUGUCGUCAUCCCCUUCCUUCGAUCUGCCUGAGCUUGAUCGCUGGCUACGUCUCCUUGCAGGUACCUCCUAUUCUUGGAGACAUGCGAUCUUCCUUGCCGAUAUCUUCGUUCAGGGCCAUCGUUUCCAAACUAACCCAUUGAAGCGAGUCGUUGCACCGACUUCGGGCAUGUAUGUCGAGAUGGCCUACCCAAAUGAUCCUUCCAAAACCGCCAUUAGUGUGAGGGAGCCUUAUCAGUCAGGCAAGCUUGUUAAGACAGUAGAGGUGAAAAUGAAUGAGAAUAACCAGAUUAGCCUUACUCUUUUCGAGGGCAGAACUGCAGAAGGUGGCGUUGUUCCGCUGACAUUCUUGUUCACUUAUCAUCCUGAAUCAGGAUAUGCGCCCAUCAGAGAGGUCAUGGAAGGACGCAAUGAUCGUAUCAAGGAGUUUUACUACCGCAUCUGGUUUGGCAACAGCGAUGUUCCAUUUGAUACCCCCACGACAGCAACUUUCAAUGGUGGUCGCGAGACUAUUACGUCACAAGCUGUCGCUGAUUUCGUCCAUGCUGUCGGCAACACCGGUGAAGCAUUCGUCGAUCGCCCAGGAAAGGAAGUCUUUGCUCCCAUGGACUUCGCCAUCGUCGCUGGCUGGAAAGCCAUUACCAAGCCCAUCUUCCCUCGUACUAUUGACGGUGAUUUGCUGAAAUUGGUCCACCUUUCUAAUGGCUUCAAGAUGGUCCCCGGGGCCCAGCCUCUUCAGGUUGGUGAUGUUCUAGAUACUACCGCCCAGAUUAACGCUGUUAUCAAUCAAGAUUCCGGUAAAAUGGUUGAGGUCUGCGGUACUAUCAAGAGAGCUGGCAAGCCUAUAAUGCAUGUCACCAGUCAGUUCUUAUAUCGGGGAGCAUACUUGGACUUCGAGAAUACCUUCCAGCGUAAAGACGAGGUUCCGAUGCAGGUUCAUCUUGCGUCGAGCAGGGAUGUUGCAAUCCUUCGGUCGAAGGAGUGGUUCCGUAUUGAUGAUUCUGAUGUUGAGUUAUUGGGUCAAACCCUGACCUUCCGCCUUCAAAGUCUAAUUCGAUUCAAGAAUAAAUCCGUGUUCAGCCAUGUUCAAACAGUCGGUCAGGUACUUCUAGAACUCCCUACCAAGGAGAUUAUUCAAGUUGCGACUGUGGACUACGAAGCCGGAGAUUCUCACGGAAAUCCAGUGGUGGACUACCUUCAGCGAAACGGAACAUCUAUCGAGCAGCCCGUGUACUUCGAAAACCCCAUCCCUCUCAGCGGAAAGACACCUUUGGAGCUGCGUGCUCCAACUUCUAACGAGACCUAUGCUCGCGUCUCGGGCGAUUACAACCCGAUCCACGUCUCACGAGUUUUCUCCAGCUACGCCAACUUACCAGGUACUAUCACCCAUGGCAUGUAUACGAGUGCCGCUGUUCGCAGCUAUGUGGAAACCUGGGCUGCUGAGAAUAACAUUGGCCGUGUCAGGGGUUUCCAUGUAUCCCUGGUUGGGAUGGUUUUGCCCAACGACAUGAUCACCGUCAAGUUGCAGCACGUUGGUAUGAUCGCUGGCCGUAAGAUCAUCAAGGUUGAAGCCAGCAACAAGGAGACAGAGGAUAAAGUUCUUCUUGGUGAAGCAGAGGUGGAACAACCGGUUACCUCCUACGUAUUCACUGGACAGGGCUCCCAAGAACAAGGAAUGGGAAUGGAGCUAUAUAGCAGCAGCCCUGUUGCUAGAGAAGUUUGGGAUCGGGCAGACCGUCACUUCAUGGAGAACUAUGGUCUUUCCAUCAUUGAUAUUGUGAAAAACAACCCCAAGGAACUUACCGUCUAUUUUGGUGGCCCCCGCGGCAAAGCUAUUCGUCAAAACUACAUGUCGAUGACCUUCGAGUCUGUUAAUGCGGAUGGAAGCAUCAAGUCGGAGAAAAUCUUCAAGGAAAUCGACGAAAAUACAACGUCUUACACCUAUCGAUCACCGUCCGGAUUGCUCUCUGCGACACAAUUUACACAGCCAGCUUUGACAUUGAUGGAGAAGGCUAGCUUUGAAGAUAUGCGUUCCAAGGGACUGGUCCAAAGAGAUAGCAGCUUCGCUGGUCACUCACUUGGUGAAUAUUCAGCUCUUGCAGCUCUUGCCGAUGUUAUGCCUAUUGAAAGCUUGGUUUCUGUGGUAUUCUAUCGCGGGUUGACCAUGCAAGUUGCUGUUGAACGCGAUGAACAAGGCCGCUCUAACUACUCUAUGUGCGCUGUCAAUCCAAGUCGAAUUUCGAAGACCUUCAAUGAACAGGCUCUGCAGUAUGUGGUAGAGAACAUCUCGGAGCAAACUGGCUGGCUACUUGAGAUCGUGAACUACAAUGUCGCAAACAUGCAAUAUGUUGCAGCUGGAGAUCUCCGAGCACUUGACUGUCUUACAAAUCUACUCAAUUACCUGAAGGCUCAGAACAUUGACAUUCCGGCCCUCAUGCAGAGCAUGUCUUUAGAAGAUGUCAAGGCUCACCUGGUUAAGAUCAUCCAUGAAUGUGUCAAGCAGACCGAGUCUAAGCCUAAGCCCAUUACCCUUGAGCGUGGCUUCGCUACCAUCCCUCUGAGGGGAAUUGACGUUCCCUUCCACAGCACUUUCCUCCGUUCUGGUGUCAAGCCUUUCCGAUCGUUUUUGCUAAAGAAGAUCAAUAAGAACACUAUUGACCCCAGCAAGUUGGUUGGAAAAUAUAUUCCAAAUGUCACGGCUCGCCCUUUCGAACUUACCAAGGAAUAUUUCGAAGAUGUCUACAGGCUCACGAAUUCACCGCGUAUUGCUAACAUUUUGGCAAACUGGGAGAAAUACGAGGAAGAGAAGUGAGAACGUCUCACACGGUGUUGGUACAAAAUCCGCUUAAAAGAAUAGCCAUAGAAAGGACACUCCUUGCACGAUUGUUACUUUAUAAUGCCUUUGUCUCAUCUCUAUUUUCGACCAAAGAUGUUUCGGCUUAGCGCUGGGUGUUCAAAACGUCUAUCCCAAUUCUACAGUUUUUAUCAAGUGCUAUUUAUACCUCAAUCCCCAUUUCA